AUGUUUCUUCUCACUCCCCAACCGAGCUGUAAGCAAAUGACAUGGGAACGGAUCCCACAUCUCUUAGCUCUUGGGAGUUCCUGUAAUGCUUUGCAGGAGAGCAUGACUGCCCUCCUGCCGCUGCUGCUGGGCCUCAGCCUGGGCUGCACCGGAGCAGGAGGCUUUGUGGCCCACGUGGAAAGCACCUGUCUGCUGGAUGACGAUGGGACUCCAAAAGAGUUCACAUACUGUAUCUCCUUCAACAAGGAUUUGCUGACCUGCUGGGAUCCCCUGCAGGCCAGUAUGGUCCCUUGUGAAUUUGGGGUACUGAACAGCUUGGCCAAAUACCUCUCAGAUUACCUCAACCAUAAGGAAAACCUGAUCCAACGCUUAUCCAAUGGGCUGCAGGACUGUGCCACACACACCCAGCCCUUCUGGAGAUCUCUGACCCACAGGACACGACCGCCAUCUGUGCAAGUAGUUAAAACCACUCCUUUUAACACGAGGGAGACUGUGGUGCUGGCCUGCUACGUGUGGGGCUUCUAUCCAGCUGAUGUGACCAUCACGUGGAGGAAGAACGGGCAGCUGGUCCUCCCUCAUGGCAGCGCCUAUAAGAUCAUCCAGCCCAACGGAGACUGGACAUACCAGACCGUCUCCCAUUUGGCCACAACCCCCUCUUUUGGGGACACCUACACCUGUGUGGUACAGCACACUGGCACUCUUGAACCCAUCCUUCAGGACUGGACCCCUGGGCUGUCGCCAGUGCGGACAGUGAAGGUUUCCGCGUGCGCUGUGACUCUGGGCCUGGGCCUCGUCAUGUUCUCUGUUGGUUUGCUCAGCUGGCGGAGAGCUGCCUCCUCUGGUGAGUGA
This is a messenger RNA of Lipotes vexillifer (Yangtze River dolphin), 849 nucleotides long. Its product is annotated as HLA class II histocompatibility antigen, DM beta chain. The transcript has 5 exons. The record is from RefSeq and is a predicted model, not a curated record. NCBI's taxonomy places the organism in Eukaryota, Metazoa, Chordata, Mammalia, Artiodactyla, Lipotidae. Gene Ontology annotation, biological process: immune response; antigen processing and presentation. Gene Ontology annotation, cellular component: MHC class II protein complex; membrane. The coding region runs from base 1 to 849 and encodes 282 amino acids.